CUUUAUCUAGAUUCCAGUUAUUAUACCUGUAUUGUAUUCAUUGUUUGUUUACUAUUAAAAAGCUUUCAAAUUGGAGAUAAUUUUUCAUAGACAGUUGUGAUUUUUAACUUUUGACUUUUUUUGUAAUUUUUAAUUAACAAUGUCUGACGCUAAUCAAAUAGAAUCUGAUGAUGCAUCAAGUAUAGAUAGUUCAACAACUGACAGAACAUCACGAAGUCACACACCCGCCAAACGUGGUCGACAGAAGAAAUCUAAACCUUCCAAUAAUACAAAGAAUGUAAAACUUCAGUACAAAUUCUCAUGUGCCUUAAGAGAAGACCAUGGUCAAUCAUUGUUUGGUGUUCAAUUUAAUCACUUGCUGAAUGAUGAUCAACCGUCGAUAUUCGCUUCAGUGGGAAGUAACAGAGUAUCAGUCUAUCAGUGUUUAGAUGAUGGAAGUAUAAAUUUGUUGCAAAGCUAUGCAGAUCCUGACUCCAAUGAAACAUUUUAUACCUGUGCUUGGUCACUAGAUGAAAAUGGUAAACCACUCCUUGCAGUUGCUGGCAAUCGGGGCAUCAUUCGUAUUAUUAGUCCUGCUACCAUGUCUUCUAUUCGGCAUUACAUUGGUCACGGACAAGCAAUUAACGAACUUCAGUUUCACCCAAUCGAUACUAACAUGUUACUGUCUGUGUCUAAAGAUCAUACCUUGCGCUUAUGGAAUAUCAAAAGUGAUGUGUGUAUUGUAAUUUUCGGUGGAGCUGAAGGACACAGAGACGAAGUACUCUCGGCGGACUUCAAUAUUGAUGGAACAAGAAUCAUGUCAUGUGGAAUGGACCAUUCAUUAAAAUUGUGGAGUUUAGAAAAAGAUUAUAUUCAAGAUUCCAUCAAACAGUCUUAUUCGUUCAAUCCAAAUAGAUCGGCUCGACCUUUUGAUACUAUCAAAGAGCAUUUCCCAAUAUUUUCAACUCGAGAUAUACAUAGAAACUAUGUAGAUUGUGUUCGAUGGAUCGGCGAUUACGUCAUUUCUAAAUCAUGUGAAAACUGUAUGGUUUGUUGGAAACCUGGUCAUUUAAAAGAUAACGAAUUAAAACCAAAUGAUACCGCAGUGUCACAGAUAUGGUAUUACGAUUUUAAAGACUGUGAUGUAUGGUUUAUUCGAUUUUCUAUGGACUUCUCACAAAGAAUACUAGCACUUGGUAAUACUAUCGGUAAAAUAUACGUGUGGGAUUUGAAUUCCAAUGAUCAAGCAUCAAUGCGCGUAACUACUCUAGCUCAUCCUAAAUGUAAUACAGUAAUUCGUCAAACUACAUUUAGCCGUGACGGAAAUAUUCUAAUAUGUGUAUGUGAUGAUGGUACUAUUUGGCGUUGGGAUAGAAUGCAUAAUGUGUAAAAUAAAAAAAUAAAAACGUGGAUGUAAUUAUAACUUAGAAUUAUUUUUAUUAUAUUUUAUUUGUGUAUUAUAAAUAAUAUUUUGUAAUGCAUUUA
Adelges cooleyi (spruce gall adelgid) is the source of this 1464-nucleotide messenger RNA. RefSeq names its product polycomb protein EED (gene escl). The coding region runs from base 140 to 1369 and encodes 409 amino acids. Gene Ontology annotation, biological process: negative regulation of transcription by RNA polymerase II. Gene Ontology annotation, cellular component: ESC/E(Z) complex. The transcript has 8 exons. NCBI's taxonomy places the organism in Eukaryota, Metazoa, Arthropoda, Insecta, Hemiptera, Adelgidae. Gene Ontology annotation, molecular function: protein binding; nucleosome binding. The record is from RefSeq and is a predicted model, not a curated record.